This is a messenger RNA of Leopardus geoffroyi (Geoffroy's cat), 5867 nucleotides long. RefSeq names its product QKI, KH domain containing RNA binding (gene QKI). Gene Ontology annotation, cellular component: nucleus. NCBI's taxonomy places the organism in Eukaryota, Metazoa, Chordata, Mammalia, Carnivora, Felidae. The record is from RefSeq and is a predicted model, not a curated record. Gene Ontology annotation, biological process: regulation of mRNA splicing, via spliceosome. Gene Ontology annotation, molecular function: mRNA binding. Bases 406 to 1365 code for a protein of 319 amino acids. The transcript has 7 exons.
GACCCCGAGCCCGCGGCAGAAGCGGCGGCGGCGGCUGAGCGGGCGCGACCAGCCGAGCGAGCGGCGGCGGCCCGGCUCCUCCUCGUCCGGCGCCGAGCGGCCCGCGCCCGCACUCGGCCCGCGGAGACCCGCCUCCCGCCCGCCGGCGGCCUCGUGAGGGACGCGCCGAGCCGGCGGCCGAGGAGCGGCGGCGGGCCGGGAGCGCGUCGGGCCGCGGGCGGAAAGUGCCUGCGGGGGCGGGGAGAGCGCGGCGAGCGCGCGGUCCGGCCGCCCCGGCGCCCGGCGCGGGAGCGGAGCGGAGCGGGACGCCGAGUCCCGAGCGGCCGGCGGCCGGGGCUCCCCGCCCCUCCCUCCUCUCCGGCGGCGGCGGCGGCGGCGGGCGGAGUGAGCUGCGGAGCCUGGAAUAUGGUCGGGGAAAUGGAAACGAAGGAGAAGCCGAAGCCCACCCCAGAUUACCUGAUGCAGCUGAUGAACGACAAGAAGCUCAUGAGCAGCCUGCCCAACUUCUGCGGGAUCUUCAACCACCUCGAGCGGCUGCUGGACGAAGAAAUUAGCAGAGUACGGAAAGACAUGUACAAUGACACAUUAAAUGGCAGUACAGAGAAAAGGAGUGCAGAAUUGCCUGACGCUGUGGGACCUAUUGUUCAGUUACAAGAGAAACUUUAUGUGCCUGUAAAAGAAUAUCCAGAUUUUAAUUUUGUUGGAAGAAUCCUUGGACCUAGAGGACUUACUGCUAAACAACUUGAAGCAGAAACAGGAUGUAAAAUAAUGGUCCGAGGCAAAGGCUCAAUGAGGGAUAAAAAGAAGGAGGAGCAGAAUAGAGGCAAGCCUAAUUGGGAGCAUCUCAAUGAAGACUUACAUGUCUUGAUCACUGUGGAAGAUGCUCAGAACAGAGCAGAGAUCAAACUGAAGAGAGCCGUUGAGGAAGUGAAGAAAUUACUGGUACCUGCAGCCGAGGGAGAAGACAGCCUGAAGAAGAUGCAACUGAUGGAGCUUGCAAUUCUGAACGGCACCUACAGGGACGCCAACGUCAAAUCACCAGCCCUUGCCUUUUCUCUUGCAGCGACAGCCCAGGCUGCUCCGAGGAUUAUCACUGGGCCUGCGCCUGUUCUCCCACCAGCUGCCCUGCGUACUCCUACGCCAGCUGGCCCUACCAUAAUGCCUUUGAUCAGACAAAUACAGACCGCUGUCAUGCCAAACGGAACUCCUCACCCAACUGCUGCAAUAGUUCCUCCGGGGCCCGAGGCUGGUUUAAUCUACACACCCUACGAGUACCCCUACACGUUGGCGCCAGCUACAUCAAUCCUUGAGUAUCCUAUUGAACCUAGUGGUGUAUUAGGUAUGGCUUUCCCAACGAAAGGCUAAGAAUUCAAGAACGGUCUUAACUGAACCCUCAUCAGAUCUGAAUUUAACAAAUGCUUAGUCUCAGCAGCCUCCGGGGGGGUGGGGGGGAGCUUAGCCUAGCAGUCAGUGACUCACUUGCACUUUUUGCACACUGAUAGAAAGUAAAAGUAUGUUAUUAAUUUGGUUUAGUCUGUAAUCUUACAAAGUAACGGUGAUUUAUAAAGGAGUGUAUAGUGUACUGACUGCUAAGGGCACUACACUGUUUGCUUUACUAAUCACCUAAUUCAUUGCAGUUCAUACUUAUUGACUCAGAGUUUCGAACCACAAUCUGUAGGCUGUAAGAAUUGCUUUUAAACCUUUUUAAGCGAUAAACUCUGGAAGUGGUCUUAAGGUUAGCAAAUAAUUGUCAGUAUUAAGCAUGGCAUUAUUGAAGUGGUCCUGCUGCGAGAAAGGCACUUCAGUGAAUAUGUGACUAGUAAAGCUGAAAUAUGUUUGGAUCUAAUAGAGUUCACGAAACACUGUACCUUGGGAUUGUGAAUGAACGCGUAAAACAGGUUAAGGCCAAGAUGUUUGAGAUGAAUGCAAUAUUAAUAGACGCAUAUAUACGCAACAUAUUAUGGUUAAUUUUAAAACUACUGUGCCUUAACAUGUUUCUUAAGAGGAAACUUUUGUAGUAAAAUGAACCUUUGAAAUCCAUUUUGAUAAACCUGCUGUUUAAUGUUUGUUUUCUUUUCCCUUGUGAAUGUUUUCUAACUUUGUCUUGGUAAUUGCAAUUUAACUAGGUGCGGUGGCUACUAAAGUUCGAAGGCACGAUAUGCGAGUCCAUCCUUACCAAAGGAUUGUGACCGCAGACCGAGGUUAGUUUAGUUCUGCAGUUCUUGUUUAUAAGAAAUGCGCUGGGUGUCCGUAAAAUUUGCAACACCACACCUGAUGGAAAAAUAUAACUGCUUACCUGCACACCGUGUCUUUUCUUUUUCUAAAUUAAUUUGUCAUAGUUGACAGAUUUAAGGGUUGGGAUUCUUUCCUCUCCUUUUCCUCUCCUCUCCUCUCCUCUCCUCUCCUCUCCUCUCCUCUCCUCUCCUCUCCUCUCCUCUCCUCUCCUCUCCUCCCCUCCCCUCCCCUCCCCUCCCCUCCCCUCCCCUCCCCUCCCCUCCCCCCUCCCCUCCCCUCCCCUCCCCUCCCCUCCCCUCUCCCCUCCUCUCCUCCCUUCUCCCCUCCCCCUCCCCUUCCUUCCCCUCCCCUCCUUUCUUUCCCUUUCCUUUUUUUUUUUUUUUUGUGUUCCCUUCAUAUUUUAACUUAUUAAAUCCUAUAUUAGUAUGUACUGUGAUUUAUUCCUACUAAAACAUGAAUUGGUCCAUGUGGGGAGGUAUUAAAUUUUGAUGUUGCCUUAAUUAUUUUUCAGUAAUAACUUUUGCUAAAAUAUACCUUGUAAUUGUUGUGAAAUUUUGGGUUGGUUUUGCAAAAUGAACUGAGCGGAUGGUGCUUUAAUGAAAGAAGUAAAGGAAUAUAUGCCUCCUGUGUCCUUGUGGAGAAAACUGAAGAUUUAGUUUCCAUUUUCCUUUUUAUUAAGAUACUUGAGCCACUGUGUAAACAUGAGGAUAUGCAUGUCAAGUACUUAGCUGAAAUCAAGAAAGUAAGGACUGUGAAGAUAACUUUGAUGCGGUUGGAUUUUUUAUGAAUGAGAAAAUCAGUUCCCUUUUAUUCUUACAUUCUCUUGCCAAAAUGGAUCCUUUGAUUUUUGUCAUUUGCUGCUAAAAUAUAUUAUCUGAAGGUAAACUAUCUCUUGAAGGUCUAUGGAGACAUGAAUCCAGCUUUGAAUAUCUUUUUUGACUAACCUGUGACUGGAAAAUAAGUCUUCAUUUUUCUCCUUUUCAACACUUGCAAUUUGUGUCCUAUAUAUGCCCUUGGACCCUUUUAUAAAUUAUUUAUGUUUAUUGAGGAGUGUUAUUUUCGGUUUAUUGACAUUGAAUUGUUUUCUUAGUGUGUCAUCACAAGGUAAGAAUCUGAAGCAAGGUGGAAAAAGAUCCUUGAAGAGCUUCUGUUGUACAUGUAUUACUUACUAAUUAAUUUGAUCGAAGUCUCUCAUACUAGUAGGAAAAGUGAGGGAUUUAUCCACUCCUGUCCGACACCUUCUAUGAAUUUAAGAACGACCUACCUGCUUCACAUGGUUCUCUUGAAUACUGAUGAUAAACAUUGGACACAACUGUUGUCCACGUCAGAAUAAAAUACUUUCCAAAGACACUGAUGAUACUUCUUUAGCAUCAGCCAUAAUUCAAAGAGCCUUGAAUUGAAGACUUUUAACGUAUACGUAUGUUACUUAACGAUUAUUCAGUGAAUGAAAUAGUCCCCAAGCUCCAAGCUCAGUGAUGACCUGUGACAGUAGGACACCGUGGAGGUGUGCACUGCCCCUGUGUGCCCCCUUCUUGCAGAACGAGUCUCCUUGUGAAGGAGGACCUUGCUUUUAAAAGUCACUUUAGAUUGAAAGAAACCCAAUAAUCCCGUGAAUAAUCUGAAGUCUUUUCACAUUGUUAAUGUCUGCAAUAGUUUGAAAGAGUGUUUUUAAGUAGUUUUUCUUCUAUUAACUUUUCCCUGCCUGCCCCUUUUUAGGAGGUUUCUCGUAAUUUUGUUUUAACACAGUAAUUAUUGGUGACUCAGUGCUCCAGUGCCUUGAGAUGGCAAAAAAAAUAUUAAGAAGAUUUUAUAGUACUUGGAAAUGACAUCACAUUCCAUGCAUGGCUCUUUUGUAGUUAUAUGUGUUUGUGAUUAGUCUUCUCACUUUUAUUGAAAAUGCAAUGUCAGCAAACCGAAAAGCUACCUUUUUUUUUUUUUUCUUUUUUUUUUUUUCCUUUAAAUAACAGAAUACUUGUAUACUGCUGUUAUGAUCACUGUAUGCACUCAUUGGGUCUAAGGGAGAUGUCUGAAGUCCUUCAUUUAAAUUAUUUUAUGAUACUACUGUUUUCUCUAUUUUUGAGGUUUUUUGUUUUUUUUUUGUUUUUUUUUUUUUUUGAAGGGAAGAUUAAUAUAAACAUUCACUUUUAAUGCAAGGAAACUCAGCCCUUGGACGUAUAACCAUGUAAUUUUAUAUAUCCAUUUAGAGUACUGCAUGGUUGACAAAUAUGUAGUUCUUUACUAAAAAUAAACCCACUUCAACACCUAUUUCAAAACUGAAUUUGAAGCCUGUAAAAGACCAACUGACUUGUUAGUCGUAGUGAACCAUAAGUGAUUUUGCACGGUGGACACACCUGUGUGUACUGUGGGAGGCCAGGACUUGGCAGAGGACGUGUUCUAGAUGUUCUGGUGUACAUAGAAGUGGUAGUUGGCUUUGUUUCUUCCACACAAAAAAACAUAAUCAGAGUUUUUCCGAGUAAUGAUUUUAUAAAAACCAUUUACAUAAUUUGUAUAAGAAACUUAAUACAAUUUUAAUCAAAAUCUUAAGUAAUAUCAAAAAUGCUUUAAGAUUCUGUAUUUUGGGAGUGACUAUGAAGUGGUAUGACUACAUCUUGUUAAAUAUUUAUUUUCUUCUUUAAUUUUGGAAUAGGAAGUUUUAUUUUGAAUAAAAUUCCACUUAUUUUUAAGAAAUUCAGGGAAGAUUUGGUCCCAUUGAAGAUACAGUAUUUUUGUAGUAUUUAUAAACUAUCCUAAAUGAUAGACUCUAGAAAGCAUUUUUGUUACAUGAAAGUAAACCAGUCCAUUAUAUAGAUUAUUUCAAAUAACUCUGUGAACAUUAUACCCACUGGGUCUCGAUUUAUGGAGUGGCACGGAGUCUACCUUCGCACUGAAUAGUUUUUCAUUCACAUCUCCUCUGCCUUAGUCACAAUGGCAACAGUACAGAAAAUUCUCUCAAACCUCAGAAUAGAGUAGAAAUAAUUAAGCUGUUGAAUGAGUCUUAAAAAUCAUACUACUGUUAAGUGGACCAAGUUUGGGGAAGCAGAAUGUGACAGAGGUUGAUUAUAAGGAAGGAACAACUCGAGGACACUGGGCACGAUAACUUUCCACUUGAGAACUACUUUGUGUUUUACUGUAAUUUUUUUAAUUUUUUUUUUUGUUCUGUUUGUUAUUUUGCAAAAGAAAAUAGUAUUUACAGGUGGCUUCUUUUAAAAUAUAAAAUAUAAAGCAGGAAUGUAUAUGAAAUGUCAGAUUUUAUUGUAUUUGCAGAGUAUUAGCUUUGAAAUUGAAUAAAGAAAGCUGUUUGUAGUUUUAAAAUGCCUUAUUGGUAUCAAUUAGAAAUUUCUUCUAUUUUUUGAUGUACUUAGAGCUUUUUGAGUAUAGAAUUUUAAAUGGCAGGAUUUUACAGUGUUUACAUGCCAGUGCAUUUUAUAAGUGUUCUAUAUGUGUAAAAUAGUAUUUUCAACUGGAAAGUGCUGGCUGGUGCGAAAGGCCUGGCCUUUUUCUGGUUCCCAUGACGUUGCCUCCACCGCUAGACUACAGUUUAGUAUUGCUUUGUAUCAUAAGGCCAAGAAAUUCCAUGUUGUUUGUAAAUAGAAUAAUUGAAAAAGCAAUAAACAUUUAUUGAACAAAAGAAA